AUGCUCGACCAGGUGCUGCCCGAGGCUGAGGUCAGGGCACUCGAAACAGUGGACGUCUAUAUCGCAACCAUUGAGCCCAAGCACACGAAUCAGGUCAUCAAGUUCAUCCGGGGUAAACUACCUGCCACGCAAGGUUUAGAUCACAUCAAGCAGAUCCGCAAGACCACCACCGAUGAUGGAGCCGUCAAGUUGGACGUUGUCCUUUGUGAAGGGUUAGCGCUGUCGGCACAGGUUCUCGAUCAGUUGUUGAAACAGGAAGGGCUGGACUCCAUGGUGACCCCCAGAAUCCACGGUGUACCUAGAUAUCCCCCUUUGACACGAGACCAGUUUGAACAGUGGAAGGCUGCUUGGCCCACCACUUUUCGCGAGGAUACGAACAGACAUCCAAAAAUCUCGGACAAAGACGAAGCAGCGAUUAUAGGACACAUCCAGUCUGCGUGGGGCCAUACAGCCGAGGCGACAUCUAAGGGCGAGCUCCCUAUUGUGGCCAUGAUCGUGGACCCUUUGACUCAAAAAAUCAUGGCGACUUCAUACGACACUCGGAAAAGUACUGGAUAUAUUCUCCAGCAUGCAGUCAUGAACUGUAUAGCGGCGGUCGCCAAACGGGAACGAGAUGGAUCUCUGAGUCAACGUGCUGAAUAUCACCACCAACAGCCUCAUAGCGUCGGCAGCGACACUGUCGUUCUAAUUCCCUCAGCGAAACAAGGAGCCGAACCAAUAACUGGAAGAGAGUCGACACCGUCGCCAACCUGCGGAGAAAAGCGGAAAAAGAAUCCCGUCAGCGAGACAAACCCUUUAACACCCUCCCCAGAAUCAUCGGUAUCGCCAUUGUUGCGGGACGAAGGAGCUGGUGAUACUGAGGACAGACGUGUCAAGAAGGCAUACCUGUGCACUGGCUAUGACGUCUUUUUGACUCAUGAGCCCUGCGUGAUGUGUUCGAUGGCGUUGGUCCACUCUCGCGUUGGACGCGUCUUUUACACUGUCCCGAUGGCAGCUUCGGGAGGACUUGGCAGUCAACACAAGAUCCACAGCCACCCCAAUUUGAACCACCACUUUUUUGUCUAUCGUCAGGUUGGAUAUCAAGCACAACAGGACAAAGUCAAGGAGCAGUGCGGUGAUGAUUCUAUGAACGGAAACAAAGGGGCGAGCACAGGACUCCUUGCGUUAGAAGAUCAGAAGAUUGACUGUUGA
Molecule: messenger RNA, 1191 nt
Organism: Linnemannia hyalina
Lineage: Eukaryota; Fungi; Mortierellomycota; Mortierellomycetes; Mortierellales; Mortierellaceae
Source: the annotation of a GenBank genome assembly